Molecule: messenger RNA, 1719 nt
Organism: Exserohilum turcica Et28A
Lineage: Eukaryota; Fungi; Ascomycota; Dothideomycetes; Pleosporales; Pleosporaceae
Exons: 3
Coding region: 1-1719 (572 amino acids)
Biological process (GO): transmembrane transport
Cellular component (GO): membrane
Molecular function (GO): myo-inositol:proton symporter activity
Source: RefSeq, a predicted model, not a curated record
AUGGAUGAGAAGGAUACCAAGAUGGUCGACAAUGCUGCGGCACACGCGCAGCCUCAGACCGAGAAGACUGACAACAUCCAAGUCGCCCCUACGUCCGACUACACAGCGCCCAAGGCAAAGACAGAACAACUCGAGGAUGCCAGAGGAUGGGAGUCGGAGAACCUGAUCCAGGAUCUCGAGAAGCAGCUCCAGCAAGCCAACUACAAGAAGGGCUUCUUGGACAUUGAGUUCAAGAACCCCAAGCACUUCACAUGGAUGAUUGUCGCUUUUGCGUCCAUGGGUGGUCUGCUCUCUGGUCUCGAUCAAUCACUCAUCUCGGGUGCCAACCUGACACUUCCUCGCGAUCUGGGCCUUACCGCGCAUCAAAAUUCUCUGGUCAACUCUGGCAUGCCCCUUGGUGCCGUCGCCGGUGCUUUCCUCAUCUCGCCAUGCAACGAAUACUUUGGUCGCCGCUGGGCCAUUAUCAUCUCCUGCAUUCUCUACACUAUCGGCGCUGCUCUCGAAGCCGGAUCCAUGAACUACAGCAUGAUUGUCGCCGCCCGUGUCAUCCUAGGAGCUGGUGUCGGUCUCGAAGGAGGUACCGUCCCCGUCUACGUCGCCGAAACCGUCGAGAGCAGGCUGCGUGGUAACCUGGUCUCGCUCUACCAGUUCAACAUUGCGCUUGGUGAGGUUCUCGGAUACGCUGUGGCUGCCAUGUUCAUCACUGUUCCUGGCAACUGGCGCUACAUUCUCGGUUCCUCGCUCGUCUUCUCCACAAUCAUGGGUAUUGGUAUCCUCUUCAUGCCCGAAAGCCCCCGAUACCUGAUGCACAAGAACAAGCCUCUCGAAGCAUUCAAGGUGUGGAAGCGCAUUCAUGGUACUGCCACCCAUGAAGCACGUGAGGAGUUCUUCGUCAUGAAGGUCAGCACUGAGAUGGAAGAGGCCGAAGUUGCUGCCGGACGCACCGGCCGUUUCCCAUGGAUGGACUUCUUCACCAAGCCACGUGCUCGCCGCGCCAUCAUCUAUGCCAACAUCAUGGUCUUCCUUGGACAAUUCACAGGUAUCAAUGCGAUUAUGUACUAUAUGUCAGUCUUGAUGUCACAGGUCGGUUUUGACACCUAUGACGCCACCUACAUGUCGCUCGUUGGAGGGGGCUCGCUUCUUAUUGGAACUAUUCCGGCGAUUUUCCUCAUGGAAACGUGCGGUCGCCGUUUCUGGGCUAUUGCCAUGCUUCCUGGUUUCUUCGUUGGUCUCGUCUUGGUCGGCGUCUCGUACCAUGUCGAGGGUCUCAGCGGCAAACUGGGCGUCUAUCUCUCUGGUCUCAUUCUCUACGAGCUGUUCUUCGGUUCCUACGCCGCCCUUACCUGGGUCAUUCCUUCUGAGGUAUACCCCACCUACCUCCGUUCUUACGGCAUGACUACCUCGACUGCAUGGCUUUUCCUCUCCUCCUUCAUCGUUACCUACAACUUCACCAGCAUGCAGAAUGCCUUCACCAAGACUGGUCUUGCACUCGGAUUCUACGGUGGAAUCGCCUUUCUCGGCUGGUUCUACCAGAUCUUCUUCAUGCCCGAGACCAAGGACCUGACGCUUGAGGAAAUUGACCAGUUGUUCCAGAAGCCGACCAGCCAGGUUGUCCGCGAGAAUGCAAAGAGCUCCCUCGAAGUCACAAAGGAUCUCUGCAGCUUCCGAUUCAAGAAGGUUUUUAUUGAGAACAACCGCAGGCGCGGUCGCGAGGAGUAG